Diaporthe amygdali is the source of this 1002-nucleotide messenger RNA. RefSeq lists its product as uncharacterized. The transcript is spliced from 5 exons. The record is from RefSeq and is a predicted model, not a curated record. The coding region runs from base 1 to 1002 and encodes 333 amino acids. Lineage: Eukaryota; Fungi; Ascomycota; Sordariomycetes; Diaporthales; Diaporthaceae.
AUGGGCCGGGCCCAAGGAACAGGUUUCCGUGCAUACGAUCUUGAUGACCGUGAAAACGAUACAUACGAAAACGGUAUCGAGUAUUUGACUAUGGAGGAGAUUAAUGUGUUCGCGCGAGCCGCUGCUCUGGACACAAGGCCAGGCCAUCGCCGCAGGGCCAGCGACAUUCGCCACAUCUGGGAGGAGGAUCACAUUGACGGCUGCGACGAGUCACUUUCCUGGGACCAGCAGAAGACCUCAGCCAACUCCAUCUGGCAUCAGGACGCCAUCAUCACAGUCAUCGGUCCGGACGACAAGCCUCCCACAGUCUGUUGCUCCAACGCCUCUGAUACCACUAGCCCCAGUAUUGUCUACAACAAAUAUCAAAUCGUCACCGUUGGCCACACUAUUACCAACACUCAGUCCUGCUUCAAGCCAACCGAGUUCAGCUCAACCAAGCCCGGUGCAAUCAUGCUCGUACUUGUCGGCAUCGCUAUACUCGCCGCCGUGUUCUUCUUUAUCAAGAAGCGCGUCAACGGCGGAGGACAACCGAAGGCAAGGACAGAGUCAUUCGACUUCGAUCCACCUUCAAGGGCCAACCCAAACCUCUCGAAAGCCGAGGCAGCCGCCAUGGCAGAGCUUAUGAGAAUUGCAUAUCGGGUAGAGAACGAGGGUGACGAGUCGCGGGACGGCCGCGACUCUUACUAUCCAGGUCAGGAUACCAGCGAGAAAAUGCGACCCAGCGUUCUUGGCGGUCCAGAUGGCAUCGCUGGGGGCAUGGGGGUUACCACACCGUAUGACGAGAGCCGGCAAGCUAAUGGUGUCGCGCGCAUGCAGUCACUAGGCAGUGAGUCUGUCGCUCAGCUUGGGCUCAAACACCCUGUGGGACGCUGGGUGCAUAUCCAGAGAUCAGGUGCUGGGUCGGAAAGAGCAAGUGGUUAUGAUGUACCGGACGUACCUGCUGUGCCAGGCUUCCCAGAUCGGUACUCGACGUCAGAUCUGUACUCCGCGACGGCUCGCUGA